AUGUCAAGCACAAAUUCUUCUUCCUCUGACCCUCGUGUUCAGAACAACAACGUGGCUCAGAUCAACUUCGAAGACCUGGCCAUGAGACCCAAGCUGACCCAAGCCGACGCUGAUAAUGCAGGACCCGACCAGGAUCACAACAAAGCGGCAAACCCUAACUCUGCAAACCUGGCCAUUAGGCCCAAGCCGACCCAAGCAGAUGAAGAAACGUUACGUGACCAGUCAUCAACUAACAUUUCCGCAGGACGACCUAACACUGGCCAGAAUGCCCAAGUUGCUGACGACUCCCUGGCACAGCGGAACCAAAUGAUCGAUCAGGUUCUAGCUCGACUCCCAACGCUGGGUAGACACAAUUUGCUGUACAUCGUCAAACUGUUCGGGGAGAAGCCCCUUGCAGAGGUCAAGGAAGAACUUUCCAAACGUGGAAUAUUCCCUGACGAUUCCGUUCUCCUCGUUAUAGGUAAUCUAGCCCUUGAAUAUUACCAUGACAUCGUUGAGGAGCUGGGGGUGGCUUGUGGUCCCUCAUGGGACUUGCCUGUAAGGUAG
Molecule: messenger RNA, 546 nt
Organism: Fusarium poae
Lineage: Eukaryota; Fungi; Ascomycota; Sordariomycetes; Hypocreales; Nectriaceae
Exons: 1
Coding region: 1-546 (181 amino acids)
Source: RefSeq, a predicted model, not a curated record